Molecule: messenger RNA, 1077 nt
Organism: Styela clava
Lineage: Eukaryota; Metazoa; Chordata; Ascidiacea; Stolidobranchia; Styelidae
Source: RefSeq, a predicted model, not a curated record
GCCCAUUCACACCAACGCAGUGCGUUGCGUUAUAUUUUGACGCAGAUGCAACGCAAUGCGCUGAACUUGUUCACACUGCGUUGCGUUGACGCAUGUCAAAAGGUCAUAUUCCGGGUGCCCGUAUUUUGGAUCAGGAACUUGAUAGGCAUUGUGUUUAAGAGCAGAGUAGGUAAGACAGCUGUUGUUUGGAUAUAAAUUUGAGACGUUUUGGCGAUUGUAUAAUGCCGUUGUAUAUCAAUGAUAGUUAUUAUUUUCAAAACAAUGAAAAAUGUACAAUGAUUUUUAUACAGAUUGAUUAGAUAUCGGUAUGGCAGGUAUGGACUUAGAACAUCUCAUAGUUGAGGUCAGAGAAAGGAAGUGUCUUUACGCUGUAAAAGAAGCAGCCUACAGGGAUACAAUUAAAAAGGGAAAGGCGUGGGAAGAGGUCGCAGAGGCGUUGGGAAGAAGUGGUAAGAAAAUGAGUAUGAGCCUAGAAUAGUUAUCUGUUACUAUAUUGCAUCUAAAACCAAUUAGGAAGAAAUUAAGUAAAUGCAAGAUAACAGAAUAAACUUCAAAGUUAAUUGCUUUUCAGUGACAGAUUGUAAGACCAGAUGGAGAUCUACAAAGGAUAGGUAUAGGAAAGAGAAAAGAAGGGAAUCAGAGGCUACGAGGAGUGGGGCAGCAGCAGGGGGAUAUAGAGCAUGGAAGUGCUAAAGUUCCUAGACGAGCACGUCGACUUUCGAACAACGUCUUCAAAUAUUGACGAGGAUGUCACUCUUGUGGUGCUCCAAGAUGGAAAUAAUGUCCAAAUGAGUGGUGAAGCUGACAACUUACCUAAUAUGAACACCAGUUGCACUACAUCAGCAUCUGAUAAAGAUGCACUUACAAAAGCGACUGAUCUUGACGAAACUAUCAUGAGUCUUGUCAACAAAGAGAGUGAUGAUGCUGAAAAAUUUGCAUUGAGCCUCGUAGAUACUCUACGCAGGCUACCAGUACAACGUUUGCAACUUGCGAAAAUUAAAAUUCACGAGCUUCUGUACAACAUCGAAUUUGGGGAAAUAUAAUUUACUUGGAACACAUUGUUUUCAAUUAUUGAUU